Messenger RNA from Rhodamnia argentea, 3691 nucleotides. RefSeq names its product putative disease resistance RPP13-like protein 1. The coding region runs from base 212 to 3691 and encodes 1159 amino acids. NCBI's taxonomy places the organism in Eukaryota, Viridiplantae, Streptophyta, Magnoliopsida, Myrtales, Myrtaceae. The record is from RefSeq and is a predicted model, not a curated record. Gene Ontology annotation, biological process: defense response to other organism. Gene Ontology annotation, molecular function: ADP binding. The transcript is spliced from 5 exons.
UCUUGGUCUUCCUGCACCGUCAUCGUUUUCUCUUUCCUUUAGCUCAUUUUCGCUUUGCUUCACCAUAGCCCAUUCUCGCCCCCUUCUCAACGGUGUUCUCAUCCUGCUCGUGCGAACCUAGCGCUCGUGCUUGCUGGAUUGCUGUCGUUGAUCUCAUCCCGUUCACCAGUCUGCUCCAGGAAGUCUGCUUGGAAAAGUGACCGAUUCACACAUGGCCACUGGAGAGAUCGUUUUGGGUUCCUUCUUGGCUGCCUUCUUUCAGGUCCUGUUCGACAAGUUGACUUCUCUCGCAUUGGGCUACGCACAGCGGGAAGGAAUCAGCACCGCCCUCCUCGAGGAGUGGAAGGAGAUGCUGGUCACAAUCAAUGCAGUGCUGGCUGAUGCAGAGGACAGGCAACUCAGCGAUAACCCUCUAGUGAAGCUGUGGCUAGAUGAUGUCAGGGACUUGGCCUAUGACAUGGAAGACUUGCUCGAUGAGUACGAGAUUGAAGCUGUUCAGGCCAAGUCGGAAGCAGAAUCCAGCACAAGCAGAGGUCAAGUUAAGAGAAAGUUCUCUUUCUUUGGCAGACCGCGCUCGCUCGUGUCUGAAACCAAGGUACAAGGGAUCAAUGGCAGGUUGAAAACGAUUGUCACAAGCAAAGCUAGUCUAAGCUUGAGAGAGAAUGUUGCGGACAGAUCCAACUACACCAACAAAAGGGAUCCCACCACUUCUUUGCCAGAGCCUCAGUUUUUCGGCAGGGAGAAGGAAGAAGCACAGAUGCUCGAACGACUAAUCAGUGAGGUCGAAAAUUCCAAUACCUCGUUGAGCAUAGUCCCCAUAGUUGGGAUGGGCGGUGUUGGAAAGACGGCCUUGGCUCAGCAGCUCUAUAAUGAUGCCAGAGUAUAUAGCUGUUUUGAGACAAGAGCAUGGGUUUGCGUGUCAGAUGUUUUUGAUGUUCUUGACAUAACAAAGACUAUUUUGCAGUCCAUCACCGGCUCGUCCUGCGCGGGUGGAGAUCUUAACAGCCUUCAAGUUAAGUUGAAGGACAAUCUAUCUGGGAAGAAGUUUCUUGUGGUUCUAGAUGAUAUCUGGAAUGAGAAGUACGAAAAAUGGACUGACCUCUUAAAGCCAUUUGAAGUUGGGGCCAGGGGAAGCAAGAUCGUCAUCACCACUCGCAACCUUGCCGUUGUUUCCAUAACAGGAGCAUCGCCAUAUACUUUGAAGGAAUUGUCCCUUGACGAUUGUACAAGCUUAUUAGCCUUUCAUGCUCUUGGAGCAAAAAAUUUUGAGAGCCACCCAGAUUUUGAAACAAUAGGCAAGAAGAUAGCUGAAAGAUGUAAAGGUUUACCUUUGGCUGCGAAGAUGUUGGGCGGUGUCCUACGUAAUAAAAGGAAUCCCGAUGAAUGGGAAGAUACCUUAAAUAACAGAAUAUGGGAUCUUCCGACGGCGGAGAAUGAUGAGGUUCUCCCUAUUUUGAAAUUGAGCUAUGUCCAUCUUCCUUGGUGUUUGAAGAGAUGUUUUGCUUACUGUGCAAUAUUCCCCAAGGACUACCAAAUUGAGAGGGAUGAGCUAUUUCUCGACGUUAGAGAUACAAGGAAUCUAAAAGAGAUGCCAUUGGGUAUCAGCAAUUUGAAGAAUCUUACUAUCUUGUCUAAGUUUGUGGUGGGAACGGAGAAAGGGUCGCAGUUAAAGGAGUUGAAGAACUUGCCACAUCUUCAAGGAGAAUUAAUUAUAUCAGAAUUGCAAAAUGUGGAAAAAGUUACAAACGCAGCGGAUGCUAACUUGUUUGGAAAGCUAGGUCUUACCAACUUAUCCUUGCAAUGGAAAGAACAUUUGGGAAAUCUCCAGAAUCACGAGUGUGAAGCACAGGUGCUUGACUCUCUGCGACCUCACACUAAUUUGGAAAAUCUCACUAUCUCACACUAUGGUGGUGCAAGUUUUGCCUCAUGGUUAGGUGGUUCGUCCUAUUCUAAGAUAACGUCUUUGUGCUUGCGGGGCUGUCCUAAUGUCACAUCGCUGCUCUCCCUUGGACAACUACCCUCACUUAAGGAAUUAUCUCUCGAAGGUCUACAUGCAAUAAGGAAGAUAGGCUUUGAAUUUUACGGAGGUAAAAGGCCUUUCUCAUCCUUAAAGAUUUUGAAGUUUGAAGAGAUGUUGGCAUGGAAGGAAUGGUCUCAUUAUGUCAAGGACCCUGUGGUUUGUCUUCCAUCUCUCCGCGAGUUAUACCUUGAGGAUUGUAGCAAGGAGAUCUUAAAGAGCUUGGUCAACCUAACUUCUUUGACCGCUCUCAAAAUUGAAAAUCUUACCGAGCUUGUUUGCUUCGAUCCUGGGUUUAUGAGGUGCUUGGUCAAGCUAAAGGAGCUUCAUAUAGGAGGGUGUGACAAGCUAAACUACUUGUGGCAGGAUGGAAAUGAAACGCUAAAUCUCAUUUGCCUUGAAAGAGUUAUCAUCAAAAGGUGUCCUCAGUUCACAUCAUUCGUGGUGGGGGAAGGAGAGAUAGAGCUUCCGUGCAACAUCGAAAGGAUGGAAUUGAGGGAUUGUGCGAGUUUAGAAAAGCUUCCAAGCAAGGUGCACGCAAUCAGAGAUUUGCGGAUUGAGAAUUGUCCAAAAGUAGUGGGACUAACCAUUCCUCCGGAUGGUCCCAGCAGUAAUAACCCGAUGCCUCACCUUGAAUAUCUUGAGAUAAAUGGAUGUGAUUCGCCGACAUCGUUUUCCUUUGCCGAGGGUACCCUCGCUGCUCCGAAGACACUUUAUAUUAGGAAGUGCAAGGGAGUGGAGUCGCUGCCGGAAGAGGUCACUACAGUGGCGGAAUCGUUGGAAUCUUUGACUAUUAUGAGAUGUGAGAAUCUGGGAAGCCUACCACGGUGCCUUCACACGCUCUCCCAUCUCACUAGUUUGGUAAUACGGGGGUGUCCAGCAUUAGAGAUAGAGGAGGAUUUUCCUCCCCUUCCCAUCACCCUCUCGACUCUUGAACUUAUUAAUUGUGCGAAGAUAAAAUCUAUUGCCAGCUGUAACAUUGCCAGCUGUAAGAAUCUCACUAGGUUGGAAAUAAGGGAGUGUCCAGCAUUGGAGAUAGAGGAGGACUUCCUUCCCCUUCCCAUCACCCUCUCAUCUUUAUGGCUAGCUGAUUGUCCGAAGAUAAAGUGUCUACCAAAUCAGUGGCAUUAUCUUACCUCCCUCCACACGCUAUGGAUUUUCAAUUGCCCAAAUAUCGAAUGCUUCCCCAAAGGAGGUUUCCCUCCUAAUUUGCAGAACCUUGAAAUUAGAGGGUGCGAGAAUGUGAAGCGGGCAGUGAGAGAAUGGGGCUUACCCCUCCUCACCUCCCUCCAGUCUCUGUCAAUUGACUUUGGAAGGAGCAUGGGUGGAGGGGAGGGAGACAAUGUGUGCUUUCCUUCUUCGAAGGAGGAGGAGGACGCGUGGAGUCUUCUCUUCCCUUCCUCUCUAAAUGUCCUUCACUUGAGAAAUAUGAGGAAGGUGGAAAGACUAUCAAGCGGUCUUCGCAACCAUCUCUCCUCUCUCACACAUUUACGGAUUUCCGAUUGCCCAAAGUUGAGGUACUUGCCAGAGGAUGGCCUCCCUCCCUCCCUCCAACAUCUGUGGAUAAGAGGAUCGAAGAAUCUGGAAGAAGGAUGCUCAAAACCCCCUGGCCACUAUUGGCCCCUCAUCCAACACAUCCCUGAGAUAUACAUCGAUGCCGAUCGGAUCCAAUGA